GUGCAAUACUUUGCCUCUCACUUCAGCAAGCCAUGCCGUCCAAUACAGGAAAACAUUCCCAUCUCUCCAAAGACCAAUUAAAAAAUGUAUUAAUUUCUCAUAAUGUGCCCCUGCCUCAGGGUGAUCAUAAAAAAGAGGUUUAUUUAAAACUCUACCUAAAGCACAUUCUCCCCAAAGAAAAGGAAUCUGCUGAUUUCUCAAGCGAUGAUGAGACUUUGUCUGAAAGUGAACCUCUGCCUUUGGAAGGCAAAGAAGAAAACGGAGUCAUGGAUGUGAGAAGCAUGAGUAAUACUGAGCUGAAGGAGCAGCUGCUGAUACACGGGGUCAAGCCAGGACCUAUAUUACCUAGCACGCGAAGUGUAUAUGAGAAGAAGUUACAGAAGCUAUUGGAGGUUGUUCCAGUACCGGCCAGUGAGAAUGGAGCAACAAAUGAAGGGCAAUAUUCAGACAGCGAAGAUGAAGGUUGUCAUCUGAAGACUGGGGUGCAAAUGAAGAGUGAUACAAGCACAGUAAAUGGAGUUCAUGAAUACAGCCAAUCCAGUGUAAGACUUUAUUGA
Messenger RNA from Bombina bombina (fire-bellied toad), 557 nucleotides. RefSeq names its product LEM domain containing 1 (gene LEMD1). The transcript is spliced from 4 exons. Gene Ontology annotation, molecular function: DNA binding. The coding region runs from base 33 to 557 and encodes 174 amino acids. Lineage: Eukaryota; Metazoa; Chordata; Amphibia; Anura; Bombinatoridae. The record is from RefSeq and is a predicted model, not a curated record.